Molecule: messenger RNA, 1770 nt
Organism: Micropterus salmoides (largemouth bass)
Lineage: Eukaryota; Metazoa; Chordata; Actinopteri; Centrarchiformes; Centrarchidae
Product: protein Daple-like
Exons: 1
Coding region: 151-1770 (539 amino acids)
Source: RefSeq, a predicted model, not a curated record
CACUGCCUGUACUUUAUGACAUCUUCAACAUUCCAAAGAUCAAAGUCACUGAGGGAACACAUUUUAAUACUUCAACUGUUCAAUCUAACACCUGAAUCAUUUACAACUGAGCUUCGUGUACAGAGCCCAGAAAAAGAAACUUGUUGAAAAAUGGAUAUGGACUUAGAAGCAGUCAUUCAACAACUUGAAGGCAUUAAUAUCCAACUGCAAAGGUAUCCGAAACAAGAUCAGAAAAAACAACUGGCAGAGCACCAUGAAAAUAGCCGAACUCAAAAAGAUUUGGAUGCAAUGCCCAUGGCUGUGAAAGUGGCAAAAGAAGCCAUUUUAAUAGCCAAGGAAGCUUUGGGAAAAGAACUUCAGGAGCUAAACCAUAUGCGACCUGACAAAGCCUGGGAUGAGAAGUGUAAGAACAUCAAGGCAGAGCACUUAGCAGCAAGCCAGCAAAAUGGGGCACUGCAACAACAGAUUCAGGAGCUCAGGAAAAAACUCCAAAAUGAACCAGCUUUGGAGGAAAUGUGUAAGGUCAUGAAGGAGGAAACUGAGGUCGUGAGGCUCCAGAAUUACAGCAUACAAGAGGAGAUCCAGGAGCUCAAAGAAAAGUGCAGAAAUUUAAAUGCUUUGGAUGAAAUGUAUAAUCAACUGAAAGCAGAGAAUGUGGCGAUUAGCCAGCAAAAUGACAACCUGAGACAAGAGAUUCAGGAGAUAGCCAAAGAUCUCCGUAAUGAAAAGGCUCUGCAGGAAAUGAUUGAUCAAAUGGAAGUGUCAACAGUGGCCAUCAGCCAGCAGAACGCUGCACUGAAAGAACAACAGCAGAAGCUCUACAAAGAUUUUGAAGAUCAAAAGAUGUUCAGUGUCGUGUAUGGGGAGAAGUUGCACGUCAUGGAAUUUAUGCGCCAAGAAAAUGAAAACCUCAAACUACUCAUUCAGAGCCUUACAAGAAGGAUCCAGAACAGAAAAGCCAUGAAGGACAAGUAUAAAGCCCUGAAAUCAGAAAAAAAAGAUGUUUCUGCAAAACGAAAUGAGCUUCUUAAAGAACUUCGUUCGCUCUACUCAAAGCGUGAUAGCAUGCCAGUCUAUGAAGGCAAGUUUGGUCCACUGAGACAGGAGAUUGAAGCCUUAAGAAGACACAACGAUGAACUCCAUCAAGAAAUCAAACAGCGCAUUGAGGAGAUGGAAAACAAAACCGUCAUAGACGAAAUGUAUAAAGCAAUGAAAGUAGAGAAAAAGAAUCUAACUCAGCGAAAUAACAUCCUGAAAAAAGAAAUUCAGAAGGUGGAGAAAAGGCUUGUAAAGGAACAAGCUUUGGUAGACAAGAAUAAUGUCAUGAAAGAAGAAAAUGAAGCCUUGAGCCAACAAAACCACACAUUACAACUCGAGGUUGAAGAGCUCUACGCCAGACUACAAAGUGAACAAAUGCUGGAGGUCAUGAAUAAAUCGCUGACAAUGGAAAAAGAUGCCAUGGUCCGAGGAAAGGACGUACUUCGACAAGAGGUCCAGGAGCUCAAUGAAAAGUUGAACAGCAAAAAAGCUUUAGAAAGUGCGGGCACCGCGAUGAAGGCUGAGAAAGAUAACAUCGACCAAGAGCCCUCCGCACAUACGACGCUUAGCUCACCUGUGAGGCUGGGAAAAAUCCAACCUACCACAAAAAAGUGCUGGUUCAAAUCUGGGCCUGACUCUGAUUUUUGUCUGCGUUUCUGUGUGGACUUUCUAUGUUUUACCCCGUGUCUGUGCAGAUUCUCUCCGGGUGCUCCGGCUUCCCCUACAUCAUAA